Setaria italica (foxtail millet) is the source of this 1873-nucleotide messenger RNA. RefSeq lists its product as uncharacterized. Gene Ontology annotation, molecular function: ubiquitin protein ligase activity; nucleic acid binding; zinc ion binding. The coding region runs from base 51 to 1634 and encodes 527 amino acids. The record is from RefSeq and is a predicted model, not a curated record. NCBI's taxonomy places the organism in Eukaryota, Viridiplantae, Streptophyta, Magnoliopsida, Poales, Poaceae. Gene Ontology annotation, biological process: protein polyubiquitination; ubiquitin-dependent protein catabolic process; positive regulation of proteasomal ubiquitin-dependent protein catabolic process. The transcript has 3 exons. Gene Ontology annotation, cellular component: ubiquitin ligase complex; cytoplasm.
AGAUUGUCUCAACAACUGCCUGCAGCCUGCUGCAAACCUUUUGGAAACCGAUGAUGGCCGCCGCCGACGACCUCGCCGCCCUGCGCGAGCAGCUCGCCCUCGCCUCCUCCGCCGCCAUUUCCGCCUCCGACCUCGACCACGCAUACCGCCUCCAGCUCGCCGAGGUCAUCCAAGCCUCCCUCCUCCACUCCCCGAAUGGGAAUACCUCAUCAUCACCAUCUCCAUCGCUCCCCGUCCCCGAAUCCUCCUCGGAUGCCGACUAUGCCUUCGCCGUCCAAGCCGCCGAUCUCGCGCGCGCGGAGCAGGACCGCCUCGUCGCCGCGCACGACGCCCUCUUCGCGCGUGAGCUCGCCGCCAUCCCGGAGGACCAGUGGGCCCACGACGGGGACUACUUCGAGCGCCCCCUGGACGCCGACGCGUCGCUCCGCCCGCUCUUCCGCGUCCUCUCCAAGGGCAUGGCCAGCAAGGAGGUCGUGGGACCGCGGGAGCGGGACCCCCGCGUCGCGGUCCUCGCGGUGGCCGUCUGCGGGCCGCAGGGGGAGGUGCUACUCAGGAUGCACAAGCCGCUGGAGCGCUAUGUGGGCGGCCGCAUGAUGGUAGAGGUGAUGGCGCUCAUGGAAGGCCUCCAAUCCGCGCUGGCUUUGGGCAUCACCAGCGUCACCAUUGCCACCGCUUACCGCCCGCUCUACAACCAUAUGCUUGGAAUUUGGCGCCCGUCAGGGAAGAACCUGGCAGAUAUGGUCAAUCAGGUUCUGUCAGUGCGAAGGAAAUUUGAUCAAUGUGCAAUCUCAUUUGUUGAGCCAACCGAAGUCAGCUAUGUGGUAAAAUUAGCAAGAGAUUCAAUAGCUGUUCUGAUUGCCAAAGCUCUUGCCACCAAUGCUAGCACUAGCAUGGAGAGAAGAGAGACCUGCACCAUCUGCUUGGAAGACACUGACAUUACCAAAAUCCAUGUGGUUGAAGGUUGUGCACAUCGUUUUUGCUUCUCCUGCAUGAAGGAGCAUGUGAAAGUUAAGCUACUGAAUGGAAUGCUCCCAGCUUGCCCACAAGAUGGUUGUGCCACAAAGCUAAGCGUGGAGGGUUCAAAGAUGUUCCUGUCACCACGGCUGUUAGAGAUCAUGGUGCAGCGCGUGAGGGAGGGGCAAAUUCCUCCAAGUCAAAAGAUUUACUGUCCAUAUCCGAAGUGUUCAGCCUUGAUGUCCUUGAGGGAAGUGAUUCUUCCAAUGCAAGAAUCCUGCUCAAAGUACACGGCCGCUGAUGCAGCCACGCUGAGGAAGUGUGUGAAAUGCAGAGGCUCUUUCUGCAUCAGCUGUAAGGUGCCAUGGCAUGAUAGGAUGAGUUGCUAUGACUACAAGAGGAGGUACCCCCAUGCUCGUCCAGAAGAUGUAAAGUUACAGAACCUCGCGCGGCAACGGCUGUGGCGCCAAUGUGUGAAAUGCAAGCACAUGAUUGAACUUGCGGAGGGUUGCUACCACAUGAUCUGCGUGUGUGGCUAUGAGUUCUGCUACACGUGUGGGAAAGAAUGGAAGGAGAAGAAAGCAACCUGCGCCUGCCCGCUGUGGGACGAGCACAACAUCAUUAGAGAGGACGAUGAGGAUGAGGACGACUAUGAGGAAGACGAGGACGAUCUUUACUAGGAUGGAGAAGGAUCAUUUAGUUACCUUUUGGUCCCCAUCUUCCGGAGUUUUAAGUAUCGAAAGGUUGUUAGUUGCAACUUGCAACUACGUAGUUAGCAGCUUAUCCAGUUUAUCUGGGCCAUCGAGAACAGAAUACGUCGAGAUGGCAUGCGUAUUUGUGGUACACUACUGCUGUAAAUUUUAAUGACUGUUAACCCGCAGUUAACACCGUAAUUACUACUGCUACUCGCGUGUUAUAA